Messenger RNA from Elephantulus edwardii (Cape elephant shrew), 4914 nucleotides. RefSeq names its product coiled-coil and C2 domain containing 2A (gene CC2D2A). Bases 1 to 4914 code for a protein of 1637 amino acids. Gene Ontology annotation, cellular component: ciliary transition zone. The record is from RefSeq and is a predicted model, not a curated record. NCBI's taxonomy places the organism in Eukaryota, Metazoa, Chordata, Mammalia, Macroscelidea, Macroscelididae. Gene Ontology annotation, biological process: protein localization to ciliary transition zone; non-motile cilium assembly. The transcript has 38 exons.
AUGAAUCCCAAGGAAGAAAAAGUCAAGAUCAUCACUGAGGAGUUCCUGGACCAUGAGGAGGAUGGCCAGGCAGAAAGACCGAAGAAAAGCUCCAAGGUACAAAGACAAAGGAGGAAGAAGCAGCCGCGGCCGACUGCUGUUCCCGAGGAGAUGGUGUCGGGAAAACCCCUGGAUGACAGCCCACAGGAACUGGAGCAGGAAGAGCCCGAGACUGGCCUCCUGACCGUGACAGGCCGGCGAGGCCCCCGAAGCUUGCCGCCAAUUCCUGCAGCUUCCAGAACGGGCUUUGCAGAAUUUUCCAUGAGGGAGCGCAUGAGGGAGAAGUUACAAGCCGCACGGUCCAAAGCAGAAAGUGCCCUGCUGCAGGAAGUUCCCACGCCGCGGCCCAGGCGCUUACAGAGUCCCGCUGUUAAAGAAUUGGAGACGGGGUUUGGCAUGGAGCCAGAGAAAGUAGCAGAAGAGACUCAGCAUGAAGAUGAUACCCGAAGUCAUUCAAGAGUAAAGUUCCGUGAGGCGGCACGGAAAAUCACGUCUAAGCCUCCGGUUCCCCCUGGCUUCCCCUCUGCAGAAGAGGCCUACAACUUCUUUACUUUCAACUUCGAUCCCGAACCGGACGCACCAGAGGAAAAGCCAAAAGCAAAACCCAGAGACGCAGCUGGUGGAGAGGAGGAGGAACAGGAGGAGGAAGGGGAGGCAGAGGAGGCACCCGCACGAGAAGGAGCCACCAAGACGGAUGAAGAGGGGCUGCUGGGUGAUGAUGACGCGGAGGACUUACUGCUGGGUUUGGAGCACUCCGCUGCGGAUUUUGUGGCCAUCAGACCGGCAGAUUAUGAAAGCGUCCAUGUUCGGAUGCAGAUGGAAAGAGACAUCCUCUUCAUACCCAGCAGGCAGACAGUUCCCACCUACAAAAAGCUUCCCGAGAAUGUGCAGCCCCGAUUCCUGGAAGACGAAGGCCUCUACACCGGGGAGAGACCACAGGUGCCCCGCACCAACCAGAACAUCGCCGAGAACAGACUGCUCACCCAAGAUCCCGGCAGAAGCUGGUUUGGGGAUGACGGCAGGAUCCUGGCACUGCCCAAUCCCGUCAAGGCCUUUCCUGCGAGACCGCCAGCACUGAAGCAGGAGCAGGACAUGAAGGAAGACCUGGAAAUAUUCUACAAAAAGGCGGUCAAAUACGUGAGCGGUAGUCAGCACUUGGGAGGAACUGCAGAGUGUCCGGGCAACUUCCAGCUGGACAUUGACAUUUCAGGCUUGAUAUUCACUCACCACCCGUGUUUUAGCAGAGAGCAUGUUCUGGCUUCCAAGCUGGCUCAGUUAUACGACCAGUACCUUGCAAGACGUCAGAGAAACAAGGCCAAGUUUCUGAACGAUAAGCUCCAAGCUCUCAGAAAUGCUGUUGAGAUCAACCUUCAACCAGCAAAACCUCCCGAGUCCCUCGAUGCCACCCACAAGGCCAUCAGUGACUAUAAAUCUGAAAUUCGGCUAACAAGAAAACUCCGUGAUGCAGAACAAGAGAAAGACCGAGCCUUGCUUAAGACCAUCAUAAAGGUUUGGAAAGAGGUGAAAUCCCUCCGAGAGUUCCAGAGGUUUACAAACACACCUUUGAAACUUGUUUUGAGAAGGGAAAAGGCUGAUCAGAAAGCAGAUGAGGAAGCCUAUGAAGGAGAAAUCCAAGCGGAACUCCGCGAAGUGCUGGAAGAGCACCGGGCAGACUAUGAGCAGCGAAUGGAAGAGUACAGAGCUGCACAUCAGCGGUGGAAAGACUGGAAGAAAGCCCAGAGGGCCAAGAAGAAGAAGAAGAAAGAAGCUGGAGAAGAGCAGCCCGAUGAGGAGACUGAGGAGCCGAUUGCUGGGGAGGAGCCUGUGAAGCCUGUCCCUCCAGCGCUCACCGACCCAGCAGUGAUUGAGCAAGAGGUGAGGGAUCGAGCGGCCCACAGCUGGAGGAGGCCUGGGGAGCCCAUGCUGGUCCCAGAGCUGAGCCUGGCGGGGAGCGUGACACCCAACGACCAGUGUCCCAGGGUGGAGGUCCUGAGACGGGAGGAUGUGAAGAGACGCUCCGUGCACUUGAAGGUGUUGUUCAACAACAAGGAGGUGUCCAGGACGGUCACUCGGCCACUGGGGGCCGACUUCCGUGUCCACUUCGGACAGAUUUUCAAUUUGCAAAUAGUCAACUGGCCAGAGAGCUUAACGCUGCAGGUAUAUGAAACAGUUGGACACGGAGGCCCCACCUUGCUAGCAGAAGUGUUUCUGCCUGUCCCGGAAACGACAGUUGUCACUGGAAGGGCUCCCAUCGAAGAGGUUGAGUUUAGCAGCAAUCAGCAUGUGACCCUGGACCACGAGGGAGUCGGAAGUGGCGUCCCCUUCUCUUUUGAAGCUGAUGGAAGUAACCAGCUGAUCCUAAUGACCUCGGGGAAAGUGUCCAACAGUGUGGCGUGGGCUGUCGGUGAGAACGGCAUCCCCCUGAUCCCGCCACUGUCACAGCAGAACAUUGGAUUUCGGAGUGCUUUGAAGAGAGCGGAUGCCAUCUCAUCCAUUGGCACAUCAGGACUGACGGACAUGAAGAAGCUGGCCAAGUGGGCAGCCGAGUCCAAGCUGGACCCGAACGACCCCAACAACUCCCCUUUGAUGCAGAUGAUCUCGGUUGCUACCAGCGGCGAGUCCUAUGUCCCUGAUUUCUUCCGGCUGGAACAGCUGCAGCAGGAGUUUAACUUUGUUUCGGAUGAGGAACUGAAUAGAUCCAGACGGUUCCGAUUGCUUCAUCUGAGGAGUCAAGAGGUGCCUGAGUUCCGAAAUUAUAAGCAAGUCCCGGUGUAUGACAGAGAGAUUAAGGAAAAGGUAUUCCAGGACUAUGAGAAACGGCUACAAGACAGAAAUGUUAUUGAAACCAAGGACCACAUAGAUGCUCAUAGGGCCAUGGUAGCCAAGUACCUACAGCAGGUCAGAGAGUCUGUGAUCAAUCGCUUCCAAAUUGCAAAGCACCACUUUCUUCUUUCUGACUUGGUAGUAGAAGAAGAAGUUCCCAACAUCAGUUCUGAAGGCUCAGGCAUUUUGGGCCUGAGCCUCUUCAAGCUGGCCGAACAAAAGCGACCACUGAGGCCGAGGAGGAAAGGACGGAAGAGGGUUACAGCCCAGAACUUGUCUGAUGGGGACAUCAAGGUGCUGGUGAACAUCAUCCGGGCCUACGACAUCCCCGUGAGGAAGCCCAUGCCCAGUAAAUUCCAGCAGCCAUCCAGAUCUUCAAGGACUUUUGGUGAAAAGCAUGCUACUUCCCCGACCACCCACAGCCCGACCCAUGAUGCCAACUACCCCCUCGGCCAGGUUCUAGUACGUCCCUUUGUCGAAGUUUCUUUUCAACGAACUAUUUGCCACACGACGACGGCUGAAGGACCGAACCCCAGCUGGAAUGAGGAACUUGAACUCCCAUUCAGAGCCCCCAAUGGUGAUUACAGCACAACCAGCCUACAGUCCGUGAAAGACGAUGUGUUCAUUAACAUUUUCGACGAGGUCCUCUAUGAUGCCACUGAGGAUGACAGGGAAAGAGGAAGCGGCAUCCACACGCGCAUAGAGAGACACUGGCUGGGAUGCGUCAAGAUUCCCUUUAGCACCAUAUACUUCCAAGCGCGGAUUGAUGGGACGUUUAAAAUAGACGUGCCCCCCGUUCUCCUGGGCUACACCAAGGAGAGGAACGUGUUUGUGGAGCGGGGUUUCAAUUCCACGCACAGCCUAAGCGAAGGCUCCUACCUCACCCUGUUCAUGACCAUCGAGCCUCAGCUGGUCCCUGGUGAGCCUCUCCGAGAAAAGAUGACUAUCAUGCUUAAAAAGUUUGAGUCUCAGGAAGAUGAGAAGUUGCUCCAAGCAGCAGAGAAGUUUCAAGCUGAAUGUGCCUUGAAGUUUCCAAGACGCCAGUGCCUUUCAACAGUAAUUGACAUCAGUGGGAAGACAGUUUUUAUCACUCGCUAUCUCAAGCCUUUAAACCCGCCUCAGGAACUCCUUAACGUCUGCCCCAGUGAUCCCCAGGCCACCGCGGAGCUGGUGGCUCGCUACGUGUCUUUGAUCCCGUUCUUGCCUGACACCGUCUCCUUUGCUGGUGUCUGUGACCUCUGGAGUACGUCCGACCAAUUUCUCGACCUUCUGGCGGGGGACGAGGAGGAGCACGCGGUGCUGCUGUGUAACUACUUUCUGUUUCUGGGGAAGAAGGCCUGGCUCGUGGUGGGCAGCGCGAUCCCCGAGGGUCCAACUGCCUAUGUGUUAACCUGGGAGCAAGGUCAUUAUUUAAUGUGGAAUCCCUGCACUGGACACUUCUACGGACAGUUUGACACAUUUUGUCCCUUAAAAAGCGUGGGCUGUUUAAUAGGACCUGAUAAUAUUUGGUUUAAUAUUCAACAGUAUGAUUCUCCUCUAAGGAUAAACUUUGAUGUCACCAAGCCCAAGCUAUGGAAACCCUUCUUUUCAAGAAGCCUUCUGUACCCUGGCCUGUCCAGUGUUCAGCCAGAGGAGCUGAUCUACCAGCGCACAGACAAGGUGGCCGCAGCUGAGCUCCAGGACAGGAUUGAAAAAAUCCUCAAGGAGAAAAUCAUGGGCUGGCGGCCCCGCCACCUGACCCGGUGGAACCGGUACUGCACGUCGACGCUGCGCCACUUUCUGCCGCUGCUGGAGCAGAGCCAGGGCGAGGAGGUGGAGGACGCACACCGGGCCGAGCUGCUGCGGCAGCUGGGGGACUACAGGUUCUCUGGAUUCCCCCUGCACAUGGCCUACUCGGAGGUGAAGCCCCUGGUGGAAGCAGUGUACAGUACCGGAGUCCACAACAUCGAGGUUCCCAACGUUGAAUUUGCCUUGGCUGUCUAUAUCCACCCGUACCCCAAAAAUGUCUUGUCUGUUUGGAUCUAUGUUGCCUCCCUUAUACGAACCAGGUAA